UGCAAUGCAAUGCAAUCAAACAAUAUUCAUAAAACCUUUCAAACCAAACAUAUAUAUACACACAAAUUAAGUUGAACUUAUUAAUUUCCAAAUAUAUUUCAAUGAAUAUGAAGAGAACACAAUCAUCACUUCUACAAAUUCAGCCUCCUACGUAUGGAAAGUUAGUGACAAUUCUAAGCAUAGAUGGAGGUGGUAUUAGGGGCAUUAUUCCAGCAACAAUACUUGAAUAUCUUGAAACACAACUUCAAGAAUUGGAUGGUGAAUCUGCAAGACUUGCAGAUUAUUUUGAUGUGAUUACAGGAACAAGCACAGGUGGUCUUGUAACUGCCAUGUUAACUGCUCCAAAUCAUAACCAACGUCCACUUUUUGCUGCCAAGGAUAUCAAACCCUUUUAUUUGGAACAUUGUCCAAAGAUUUUUCCACAACACAAGGACCUGUUCGGAUCGGUGACAAAGUUGUUUAGAUCAUUAGCAGGACCAAAAUAUGAUGGAAAAUACCUUCACGAUAUGGUGAGAGAAAAAUUAGGGGAAAUUCGUGUGCACGAAACACUGACCAAUAUUGUGAUCCCCACAUUUGACAUAAAGACAAUGCAACCAAUCAUUUUCUCAUCAUAUAAGGUGAAGACAACUCCUUGUUUUGAUGCUCGUCUCUCUGAUAUAUGCAUCGGUACCUCUGCUGCACCAACUUAUCUUCCUGGCUACAAUUUCAAGAACCAAGAUGAAGAUGGCAACACACACGAAUUCAAUCUUAUUGAUGGUGGUGUUUGUGCAAAUAAUCCGACAUUAGUUGCUGUGAAUGAAGUAACGAAGCAGAUAAUAAAUCAAAAUAAUGACUUCGAUUCCAUAAAGCCAAUGGAAUAUAGUCGGUUCUUGAUAAUCUCAUUGGGCACGGGAACACCAAAGAAUGAACAAAAAUUCGAUUCAAAAUUGGCAGCAAAAUGGGGAUUAUUGGAUUGGUUAACACAUGGUGGUUCAACACCUUUAAUCGAUAUGUUUAGCCAAUCCUCCGGAGAUAUGGUUGAUUACAAUCUUGCUACCGUCACUCAAGCACUUAACUCUCAAGAUAAUUACCUCCGAAUACAGGAUGAUACAUUGACCGGGAUAGACUCUUCGGUUGAUAUUGCAACAAAAGAGAAUUUAGAUAAAUUGUGCCAAAUUGGAGAAAGGUUAUUGAAGAAACCAUUAUCUAAUGUCAAUUUAGAGACGGGUGUGUUUGAGCCUACUCAAAAUAGGGAGACCAACCAAGAUGCUCUCAAAAGGUUUGCCAAAAUACUUUCACAAGAAAGGAGGCUCCGAGAAAUAAAAUCUCCUCAUGUACAAACAAGGCCUUAAUAUAAACAAACGUCCACUUGUUGUUCAUAUAUAUAUAUUCUUAACUAGUUUCUAGACUUUCUGUCUUAUUAUUCAAUAAAAUUUGUCUAUCUCAUUUUAGAGAGGUUGCAUUGGAUUCUAUUCAUUGUAAAGAAAUAUUGUUUGUAUUUGUUUA
Messenger RNA from Cicer arietinum (chickpea), 1485 nucleotides. Its product is annotated as patatin-like protein 2. The record is from RefSeq and is a predicted model, not a curated record. Lineage: Eukaryota; Viridiplantae; Streptophyta; Magnoliopsida; Fabales; Fabaceae. Gene Ontology annotation, molecular function: glycerophospholipase activity; monoacylglycerol lipase activity. Gene Ontology annotation, biological process: lipid metabolic process.